This is a messenger RNA of Anguilla anguilla (European eel), 3547 nucleotides long. It is a transcript of the gene map3k9, whose product is annotated as mitogen-activated protein kinase kinase kinase 9. Gene Ontology annotation, biological process: protein phosphorylation. The record is from RefSeq and is a predicted model, not a curated record. Gene Ontology annotation, molecular function: protein binding; ATP binding; JUN kinase kinase kinase activity. Lineage: Eukaryota; Metazoa; Chordata; Actinopteri; Anguilliformes; Anguillidae.
GCCGUGAAUGAUGCGACGGCACACCUAUCAGACAGUGAGGGCGGAUGAUUUGUGCACCCCGUUCAGCCACUAAUAAAAACAAAUGGGCGGGACUGCGUGUGAGCGUUUUGAACUGUGGAUGGAAACAGUACUUGGUGAAAAGGCAAUCCUGCAGUUUUCACUGACUGGCAUUCAAUUUCUCUUCUGUUCAGCGAACAGUAAAAACAUGAAAGCGGUAAUUCAGCAAUACCGUUCAUAACGGCUUGCUACAAUCUUAGGUAGGCUACGGGCUAGCUACUAGCGCCAUCGUGGCAGCUGAAGCUGUGUUGCUAGGGUACUCCGACCCUAGCGGUCCGCUCCAGGUGUAUGUGAGCCGCCAGGGUGAUUCAGGCUGCCCUUAUGGAUCGCUUCAAUGGAUGCCUUCAAACCCCCUUUUAAUAACAACACUUCGAGAGCAACCGGGUCCGUUUCUCAGCCGCCAAAUGCAGAGAGGGAGGUUACCUGCUGGCCAGUUCCAGAGACCCCAGAAAAUGGGACUGCAGCUGCCCCGGUUUCAGGACAAGCCGUCUCGGGGUACUGGACGGCUGUCUUCGACUACGAUGCCAAUGCAGACGACGAGCUCAGCUUGCGGAAGGGGGACCUGGUGGAAGUCCUAUCGAAAGACUCGCUAGUCUCGGGAGACGAGGGUUGGUGGACAGGAAUGAUAGAGGACCGUGUUGGUAUUUUUCCCAGCAAUUACGUUAGUAGUGGGAAUGCCAUCUCUGAAAAGAUACGGGACAAGACUGGGGAAGAUUACGCCGACUACCCAGUACCAUCGUUGCACUUGCUGGAGAUAGACUUCUCGGAGCUGACCCUGGAGGAGAUCAUCGGCGUGGGCGGCUUCGGCAAGGUGUACCGGGCCCUGUGGCGGGGCACGGAGGUGGCGGUGAAGGCGGCGCGCCGCGACCCGGACGAGGAGGAGGGCCAGACGCUGGAGAGCGUGCGGCAGGAGGCCAAGCUCUUCGCCAUGCUGCGCCACCCCAACGUCAUGGCGCUGCUGGGCGUGUGCCUGCGGGAGCCGCACCUGUGCCUGGUGAUGGAGUACGCCCGCGGCGGCUCGCUCAACCGCGCCCUGUCCGGCCGGCGCAUCCCGCCGCACGCGCUGGUGGACUGGGCCGUGCAGAUCGCCCGCGCCAUGCGCUACCUGCACUGCCAGGCCAUCGUGCCCAUCAUCCACCGCGACCUCAAGUCCAGCAACAUCCUGAUCCUGGAGAAGGUGGAGCGGGAGGACUUGAGCAAUAAGACCCUGAAGAUCACGGACUUCGGCCUGGCGCGGGAGUGGCACCGCACCACCAAGAUGAGCGCAGCGGGCACCUACGCCUGGAUGGCGCCCGAGGUCAUCCGCUCCUCCACCUUCUCCAAGGGCAGCGACGUGUGGAGUUAUGGGGUGUUGCUGUGGGAGCUCCUGACGGGGGAGGUGCCGUUUCGGGGGAUUGACUGCCUGGCGGUGGCGUACGGGGUGGCCAUGAACAAGCUGGCACUGCCCAUCCCCUCCACCUGCCCCGAACCCUUCGCCCGUCUGAUGGAAGAUUGCUGGAACCCCAACCCCCACGCCCGCCCCUCCUUCGCCACCGUGCUGGACCAGCUGACCGCCAUCGAGGAGUCGGGCUUCUUCGAGAUGCCCGCCGAGUCCUUCCACUCCCUGCAGGACGACUGGAAGCUGGAGGUGCAGGAGAUGUUCGACCAGCUGAGGGCCAAAGAGAAGGAGCUGCGCUCCUGGGAGGAGGAGCUGAGCCGGGCGGCGCUGCAGCAGAAGAGCCAGGAGGAGGCGCUGCGGCGGCGGGAGCAGGAGCUGGCGGAGCGGGAGAUCCACAUCCUGGAGCGGGAGCUGAACGUGAUCAUCCACCAGCUGUACCGCGAGAAGCCGCGCGUGGAGAGCCGCCAGGGCAAGUUCCGCCGCAGCCGCCUCAAGCUGAAGGACGGGAACCGCAUCAGCCUGCCCUCGGACUUCCAGCACAAGAUCACAGUCCAGGCCUCGCCCUCCGUGGACCGCCGUCGGAGCAUGAUGGGUAGCAGCUCCAGCCCCCCCACCACCCCCCCAUUACUGCCCCGUCUGAGGGCAAUACAGCUGACCCCGGGGGAGAGCGGGAAGGCAUGGGGGCGGAACGCCGCUUUCCAACAGGACGAGGAAGAGGAGAGGAAAGGGUCCCGGAAGAAAGGGCGGAACUGGGGCCUCCGCGAGCAGCAGAGCGGGGAGGAGAGCGCUGUGAAGGUCACUCCGGAGGGGAGCAGGCAGCGCUCCUCCAGCGCCCCAAACCUGCGCCGGUCGCCCCGCCUGAGCCCAGCCGUCCCGGGAGUGCCCAGCCUAGCAGAGAUGGAAAACGAAGACAGCUGCUACAGCGCGGAGCUGGCCGACUCUCCCAGCCAGUCCUACCUCUGCAUCCCCUUCCACAGGGAGGGCAGCGUUUCGGAGGGGAACGGCGGGGAGGCGGGCGGGCCGGGCCACGCCCCCGACACGCCCCCCAGCUGCAGCAGGCGCAGCCCCAGCGGGGGCCGGAGGUCGGAGCUGGUCCUGCUGGGCUGCGGGGCGCUCCUGGCCGCCGUGGGGCUCGGGUUCGACCUGCUCAGCCUGGCCCGGCCGGAGGAGAGCAGCAAGCCGCGCUGGGAGGGGUUCUUCCACCGGGCCGGGGGCCAGCGGCGCAGCACCAGCCCCCCCACGCGCAAGCUGUUCCGGCGGGAGAGCCCGCUGCGGCCCCCGGCCCCCCCGCCGGAGCGGGCCUUCCCCUCCUCCCUCACCCUCCUCUCCCUCUCCUCCGUCUCUGACUGUAACUCCACCCGCUCCCUCCUUCGCUCCGACAGCGAGGAGCUCCUGGUCUACCGCCCCGCCUCCCCCCCGCCCCCGCCCCCGCCUCAGCCCCAACCCCCGCCCCAGCCCCCGCCUCAAACCCCGCCCCUCCCUCUCAACCCCCUGGUGAACACCCACCUGGAGAGCUUCAAACGACACCCACGCCAGUCCCUCACCCCCACCCACAUCCCCUCCGCCCCCAGCACGGCGCCCCGCCACCUCCAUCGCACCCCCUCCGACGGGGCCAUCAAGAGGGGGUGUCCCCAAAUUAACCUGCACCCCCUGCCCAUCAAGGGGGCUGAAAAUACAGCCGUGAGCCCUAAAGGUCUGAAAGACCACGUCGCCGAGGUGCCUCGCUUGCCCGACCCCAAUCUGGUGUUCCCCCCCACCCCCCGGCGCCGCUGCCCCCCCGAGCGGCCGAAGACGCUGGACUUCGUGGCCCGGCCGCGCCCCUCCCCCAGGCCCCGCUGCGAGGCCUUUUGGGCCGACUCCCCCGGCGGGCGCGCCCGAGGGUCCCCCGCUCACACCUCCAGCACGGAGACGCCCCCCACGCUGGAGUUCGGAGGGGACGCGGGGGUGCCCCCCACGCCCCUGCCCCCCCCCGCGUCCGCCUCCCCGCGCCGGUGCGGCAGCCUGCUGGACGAGCGGGACGAGGGGCAGUGCCGGGACGACACCCUCCCCCUCUGCCGGCCCCGCCUCCCCAAAGACUCGCCCUACCGGCCCCGCCCCGGCUUCUGGUCCUAG